AUGAUCUCUGCAGACCCCGAUGAGCCGCUCCACGUGUUGGACCUUCCCCAGAUUUACACGAAACCAUCCGGAACAGAGCUUCUUCAAACCCUCGAUCUCCUCACGAUCAAACCGCGAAGCUUUGGCUGCAGUGCUCAUGAACCGAUCAAAGGCCGGGCAGUCGAUCCCACGGGGCUGACUCGGUACUUGACUUCAAUCAUUGCGAGUCCUCUUACUUGGCUGGAUACCGAUGAGUUACGAGAGGCUAUCUGGGAUGCUGCGGCUGCUCGCCUCAGUGAGCGGUCUGGCCGGACUGCAAUGCCGGCGAUGUCUCGCGUUUUCGGAAUUCCCACGUCAUGGGGCGAAGAAUUUACAUUGACCCUCCACGAGCCCUCGUUGACCUCCGACAACCUCGGGAUGAAAACUUGGGUUUCCUCCUAUCUCCUUUCCCAACGCCUCAAUUCGCUGCUUGACUCUACUCCUGAGCUUGUCCCGUCCGAAUCAACCACUCCCGUCGCAGACUGCACACUUCGAGCCCUGGAACUAGGUGCUGGUACCGGCCUCGUUGGUCUCUCUUUCGCGGCGCUACGCGGAAAGUCAGCAAAGAUCCAUCUCACAGACCUUCCUGAAAUCGUGCCGAACCUAUCCCACAAUGUAGCUCUAAAUGUAGAGCUGCUCACCAAAACAGCCGCGACAGUCACGACAGGAGUCCUGGAUUGGUCCGUCUCGCCAGAAACUCCUCCAUCCUCGGAAGAACAAUACGACUUGAUCCUUGCUGCUGAUCCGCUAUACUCCCCAAGCCACCCGCAGCUACUUGUGGACACAAUCACCGUUUGGCUGAGUCGGGGUCUCGAUGCCCGUGUUGUGCUGGAGAUGCCUCUGCGGGAUGCAUACCUGCCACAGGUGCAGGAGCUCCGAGAGCGGAUGGGAAAGCUUGGUUUGGCAGUGGUCGAAGAUGGUGAAGAGACAGGGUACGACGAUUGGGAGACUGCUGACGGAGGCGCAGUCGCAGUGCGAUGCUGGUGGUCCGUCUGGGGUUGGAGCGAGAAGUUAUAG
Aspergillus calidoustus is the source of this 1035-nucleotide messenger RNA. The record is from the annotation of a GenBank genome assembly. NCBI's taxonomy places the organism in Eukaryota, Fungi, Ascomycota, Eurotiomycetes, Eurotiales, Aspergillaceae.